This is a messenger RNA of Parastagonospora nodorum SN15, 615 nucleotides long. RefSeq lists its product as hypothetical. The transcript is spliced from 3 exons. The record is from RefSeq and is a predicted model, not a curated record. Lineage: Eukaryota; Fungi; Ascomycota; Dothideomycetes; Pleosporales; Phaeosphaeriaceae. Bases 1 to 615 code for a protein of 204 amino acids.
AUGGCGCCCACGCUCCGCAGCAGCACGCAACGCAAGACUGCAAGUAGCGCCAAAGCUGCCAAUGACGCAGGCUCCACACGCAAGCCACGAGCUCCACUUACUUGCAAGCAACGAUACACACGCACCAAAGGUCUUGUCAGUUGGAAGAAGUCAAAGAAGCUCGAUGCCAUGUACGUCUCGCAUGCUCUCGGAGAUUCGCCACUGCUGUGUCUCCCCGCCGAGAUCAGAAACAUGAUCUUCCAAUCUACGCCAGAGACUGCGACGCUCAUCUACAGCGAGAACUGCUUUGCCUUCCAGAACGAAACCGCGAUGAACAAGUGGCUGGACAAGCGCUUGAUUGCGCAGCGCGAGGCGAUUCGCUGGAUGCUGCUUCGAUAUCGUGUGUACGAGCGUCAGAUCUUUGAUGGCAAUGACUGGACGUUUAAGCGCGAGCGGCAGAACAUCGCGGGGCGGGCAAGGACUAUUUGUCCGAAUCUUGUCGAGAUGGAGGAGGACGACUGGCUCGACGAGUGUCUUUGCGCCAGUCCAGCUAUUUAUCUCCUUGAUGAUCGGAGCCGUGGCGAAGACCCGAGCUCUGGAGAAGACUUCAUGUAUGUCAGUGACUCGGAUUGGUGA